AUGCAAAAUUGCAAGAACAAGGCCCCAUUCUCCCGCUUUCCAUCACCCCGCCCCAUUUUCCCGCUUUCCAUCACCCCGCCCGAUUCUCCCGCUUUCCAUCACCCCGCCCCAUUCUCCCGCUUUCCAUCACCCCGCCCCAUUCUCCCGCUUUCCAUCACCCCGCCCCAUUCUCCCGCUUUCCAUCACCCCGCCCCAUUCUCCCUCCUUCCAUCACCCCGCCCAAUUCUCCCUCCUCCCAUCACCCUGCCCCAUUCUCCCGCUUCCCAUAACCCCACCCCAUUCUCCCGCUUUCCAUCACCCCGCCACAUUCUCCCACUUUCCAUCACUCCGCCCCCUUCUCUCUCCUUCAAUCACCCUGCCCCAUUCUCCCGCAUUCCACCACCCCGCCCCAUUCUCCCGCUUUCCAUCACCCCGCCCCAUUCUCCCGCUUUCCAUCACCCCACCCCAUCCUCCCACCUUCUAUCACCCCGCCCCAUUCUCCCUCCUUCCAUCACCCCGCCCCAUUCUCCCGCUUUCCAUCACCUCGCCCCAUUCUCCCGCUUUCCAUCACCCCGCCCCGUCCUCCCACUUUCCAUCACCCCGCCCAAUUCUCCUGCUUUCCAUCACCCCGCCCCAUUCUCCCGCUUUCCAUCACCCCGCCCAAUUCUCCCGCUUUCCAUCACCCUGCCCCCCCAUUCUCCCUCCUUCCAUCACCCCGCCACAUUCUCCCACUUUCCAUCACCCCGCCCCAUUCUCCCUCCUUCCAUCACCCCGCCCCAUUCUCCCGCUUCCCAUAACCCCACCCCAUUCUCCCGCUUUCCAUCACCCCGCCACAUUCUCCCACUUUCCAUCACCCCGCCCCCUUCUCUCUCCUUCCAUCACCCUGCCCCAUUCUCCCUCCUUCCAUCACCCCGCCCCAUUCUCCUGCUUUCCAUCAGCCCGCCCCAUUCUCCCACUUUCCAUCACCCCGCCCCAUUCUUCUGCUUUCCAUCACCCCGCCCCCUUCUCCCGCUUUCCAUCACCCCACACCAUUCACCUGCUUUCCAUCACCCGCCCCAUCUCCCGCUUUCCAUCACCCCGCCCCAUUCUCCCGCUCUCCAUCAACCCGCCCCAUUCUCCCGCUUUUCAUCACCCCGCCCCAUUCUCCCGCUUUCCAACACCCCUCCCCAUUCUCCCGCUUUCCAUCACCCCGCCCCAUUCUCCCGCUUUCCAUCACCCCGCCCCAUUGUCCCGCUUUCCAUCACUCCGCCCCAUUCUCCCGCUUUCCAUCACCCCUCCCCAUUCUCCCGCUUUCCAUCACCCCGCCCCAUUCUCCCGCUUUCCAUCACCCAGCCCCAUUUUCCCGCUUUCCAUCACCCCGCCCCAUUUUCCCGCUUUCCAUCACCCCGCCCCGUUCUCCCGCUUUCCAUCACCCUUCCCCAAUCCCCCGCUUUCCAUCACCCCGCACCAUUCUCCCUCCUUCCAUCACCCCGCCCCAUUCUCCCGCUUUCCAUCAGCCCGCCCCAUUCUCCCACUUUCCAUCACCCCGCCCCAUUUUCCCGCUUUCCAUCUCCCCGCCCCAAUCUCCCGCUUUCCAUCACCCUGCCCCAAUCUUCCGCUUUCCAUCACCCCGCCCCAUUCUCCCUCUUUCCAUCACCCCGCCCCAUUCUCCCGCUUUCCAUCACCCCGCCCCAUUCUCCCGCUUUCCAUCACCCCGCUCCAUUCUCCCGCUUUCCAUCACCCCGCCCCAUUCUCCCGCUUUCCAUCACCCCGCUCCAUUCUCCCGCUUUCCAUCACCCCGCCCCAUUCUCCCGCUUUCCAUCACCCCGCCCCAUUCUCCCUCUUUCCAUCACCCUGCCCCAUUCUCCCUCUAUCCAUCACCCCGCCCAAUUCUCCCGCUUUCCAUCACCCCGUCCCAUUCUCCCUCUUUCCAUCACCCCGCCCCAUUCUUUUGCUUUCCAUCACCCCACCCCAUCCUCCCUCUUUCCAUCACCCCGCCCCAUUCUCCCGAUUUCCAUCACCCCGCCCCGUUCCCACGCUUUCCAUCACCCCGCCCCAUUCUCCCGUUUUCCAUCAUCCCGCCCCAUUCUCCCGCUUUCCAUCACCCCGCCCCAUUCUCCCUCUUUCCAUCACCCCACCCCAUUCUUCCUCUUUCCAUCACCCCGCCCCAUUCUCCUGAUUUCCAUCACCCCGCCCCAUUCUCCCAAUUUCCAUCACCCCGCCCCAUUCUCCCUCUUUCCAUCACCCCGCCCCAUUCUCCCUCUUUCCAUCACCCCGCCCCACUCUCCCGCCUUCCAUCACCCCGCCCAAUUCUCCCUCUUUCCAUCACCCCGCCCCAUUCUCCCUCUUUCCAUCACCUCGUCCCAUUCUCCCGCUUUCCAUCACCCCGCCCCAUUCUCCCUCUUUCGAUCACCCCGCCCGAUUCUCCCUCUUUCCAUCACCCCGCCCCAUUCUCCCGCUUUCCAUCACCUCGCGCCAUUUUCCCUCUUUCCAUCACCCCGCCCCAUUCUCCCGCUUUCCAUCACCCCGCCCCAUUCUCUCGCUUUCCAUCAUCCCCCUCCAUU
Molecule: messenger RNA, 2522 nt
Organism: Closterium sp. NIES-65
Lineage: Eukaryota; Viridiplantae; Streptophyta; Zygnematophyceae; Desmidiales; Closteriaceae
Source: the annotation of a GenBank genome assembly